Messenger RNA from Staurois parvus, 307 nucleotides. The record is from the annotation of a GenBank genome assembly. Lineage: Eukaryota; Metazoa; Chordata; Amphibia; Anura; Ranidae.
AUGUCAGCACCAAAAGCGGUAACCCCGAGCUACACUCGGGCUUACCAUGCGGCGCUUUUGCAUAGGGAGUCCCUGCAGCACUUACCUUGUCCUUCGCUCCCGCGACGUGUCCCCUGCAGCGUUCCCCGGCCAUCUCCUCCAGCAUGAUGCCAGCAUCCAGCUUCUGUGUUCCGGUCCCUGUGACGUCGGGACAAACGGGCGCCGCCGACAGCGGAAAAUUUGAAAAUUUAAAAAAAUUGUCAUUUUUUUCAAAACGAUUUUACGAGUGCUUUGUCCGGCCCCUGCCUGCAUUUUACUGUUCUUUCUG